Molecule: messenger RNA, 1482 nt
Organism: Alternaria ventricosa
Lineage: Eukaryota; Fungi; Ascomycota; Dothideomycetes; Pleosporales; Pleosporaceae
Exons: 2
Coding region: 1-1482 (493 amino acids)
Source: RefSeq, a predicted model, not a curated record
AUGGUUUCCUACCCAGACUCGGCGAGUGCAGAGCGCUCACUGCCCAUACGGCGUCCCUCGUCGGUUGUGUCGCACUCGUCGCGCGCAUCCACCGUCCGCAGACAUCGCCAGCACCGCUCCAAUGUGGGUAGCUCGUCGCUAGCACCCCAAAAUGAGUUCCCCGUGUUCACGCAUACCGGCGACGUCGAAAUCGUCAUCAGCAAUGGGCGGAAGGAAAUGCGUUAUCUGCUGCACAAGUUGAUUCUGACGCAGUGCUCGGGCUUCUUCGAGGCUGGCACGAGCGAUGAGUGGGCGACUGCUGGCGACGUGACCAACGCCGGGCCCAGCAACGGCACCGCCUUGUCGAGGAUACCAUCAGGAUCACGACCCGAGCAGAAGCGGAAAUGGAGGUACGAGAUGGAUUGGGGCAGCGGCGAUGACGACCUGCCCAUGCUCGUGCAGAAGAAGAACCAACCGACCAUGUUUGGCGGUGAUCCGAGUCCACCUGUGCAACCGCCUACUGCGCGCAACAAGCCUGCCGCACCGCAGGCAGGCUUCUUCAGGAGCAUGGCCAACUUCUCCACCCUCCACGUGCCCGCGACAGCCACCCCCGAGACCGACCCCGACGACGACACCUUCCGAGACUAUGACAACCUGUUCCGCAUCUUCUACAACUACCCUCCCACGCUCGACUCUCUCAAUAUCGCAAACGCCUACGUAGAGUGCAAAUCGCUCCUGCAGCUCGCCGACAUGUACGACGCGCUUGGCGUCAUCGGACCACGCGUCGACCAUCAUCUGCUGCGCUUCCAAGGCCGGUUAUGGAAGCAGAUCGCGAAAUACCCGCCCAGCUACCUCAAACUUGGCUACAUGGCACGGAGUAAAGCCAUCUUUGCCGAAGCUAUGGUGCACGUUGUCGGACAAUGGCCACAAGGCAUCAAUCAGCUACGCGGCCAGAUCGCUGAGCCCGUUAUCGAACUGAUAGAGGACAAAGUCGACGAGAUGGACGAACUCAAGGCCAAGAUCGAAGUCAAGCUCUUCCGCUUAUCCCUCACAACCAGUCGCGGCGAGCGUGUCAGCCCAUCGAGCAACUGGCUGGACUGGAUAGCAGUCUCGCUAUUCCGACAAUGGCUCGCCGAAAACACGACGCCACCCCCAGCCCCGAUCCUUAAAUCGCCACGUCCCCAGAACUCGCGAGAUGGUGCGCCGCUGCCACCUCCACCAGUCUUCAACACCGGCCGCAUAUUCCGCCUGCUCGGCCAGGCCGGCUCAAGUUACCUCAACCACGACGAAUGCAAGCGCUUCCUGCGACUGAACCCCGACCACUACAACCGCGACAACUUGAAGCGCUUCGAACGCAGGAUUGAAGAAAUCAAGGUCAAGGCCAAAGAUGCAGUCAAGCCGCUGAUGCGCAAUUUCCUCGAGCUCGACCUACGAGAAGGCGGACUGCCCUAUUUGACAUGCACAAGAAUCGAUCCGCAAGACUUCCCAUGGGACGACAUAUAA